This is a messenger RNA of Saitoella complicata NRRL Y-17804, 447 nucleotides long. RefSeq lists its product as uncharacterized. NCBI's taxonomy places the organism in Eukaryota, Fungi, Ascomycota, Saitoellomycetes, Saitoellales, Saitoellaceae. Bases 1 to 447 code for a protein of 148 amino acids. The transcript has 4 exons. The record is from RefSeq and is a predicted model, not a curated record.
AUGGCCGCCAUUUAUGCUCGCAUGCGCGUACUUCACUCUGUUCACCACGGAAAUCCUGCGAAGUAUAAUGACAGGCCGUUGUUUGCCGCAGAUGGGUUACUUCCCACGCCUUUGGCUGUUAUGGUUCAGACACUGGGUUUUUUGCAUCCUUCAUUGCUCCCGCAAGACAAGUUUUUCCUGCCAGAUAUUGUGGGUGAGGACCCCCUCGAUAACCAGUUGGCGCCUCCCGGAUUUGACUACGAGAUGUAUGCGGACCAUACUAUUCCCAACCUGCGGCAUAUUGGGAUUGAUUUUUGCAUGGUGGACAACUCGGCCGACAGUCUGGCUGGUUCCUACUGGUUAACUCUGGAAGCAAUGAAAGACGAAGACGGUCCGAACUAUAUCCUGCACGAGUACCACACGUACUGUACCAGCAUGCCGAUGUUCUUGUCCGUGCAUUGCUACUGA